Galeopterus variegatus (Sunda flying lemur) is the source of this 10467-nucleotide messenger RNA. RefSeq names its product bone morphogenetic protein receptor, type II (serine/threonine kinase) (gene BMPR2). Bases 81 to 3194 code for a protein of 1037 amino acids. NCBI's taxonomy places the organism in Eukaryota, Metazoa, Chordata, Mammalia, Dermoptera, Cynocephalidae. Gene Ontology annotation, molecular function: ATP binding; transforming growth factor beta receptor activity. Gene Ontology annotation, cellular component: plasma membrane; signaling receptor complex. The record is from RefSeq and is a predicted model, not a curated record. Gene Ontology annotation, biological process: protein phosphorylation; cellular response to growth factor stimulus; BMP signaling pathway. The transcript is spliced from 14 exons.
CCCCAGCCUUCGUGAAUAAAAGCCCUCCCUUGGAGAAGUGGAAACCGCGCUGCACAGACAAGCAUACACAGCAGGGAGGGAUGAAUUCCUCGCUGCGGCGGCCCUGGCGGAUGCCCUGGCUACUGUGGGCCGGUGUGCUGGUCAGCACUGCAGCCGCUUCCCAAAGUCAAGAACGGCUAUGUGCGUUUAAAGAUCCCUAUCAACAAGACCUUGGGAUAGGUGAGAGUCGAAUCUCUCACGAAAAUGGGACAAUAUUAUGCUCAAAAGGUAGCACCUGCUAUGGUCUUUGGGAGAAAUCAAAAGGAGACAUAAAUCUCGUAAAACAAGGAUGUUGGUCUCACAUUGGAGAUCCCCAAGAGUGUCAUUAUGAAGAAUGUGUAGUAACUACCACCCCUCCCUCAAUUCAGAAUGGAACAUACCGUUUCUGCUGCUGUAGCACGGAUUUAUGUAACGUCAACUUUACUGAGAAUUUUCCACCUCCUGACACAACACCACUCAGUCCACCUCAUUCCUUUAACCGAGAUGAGACGAUAAUCAUUGCUUUGGCAUCAGUCUCUGUAUUAGCUGUUUUGAUAGUUGCCUUAUGCUUUGGAUACAGAAUGUUGACAGGAGACCGUAAACAAGGUCUUCACAGUAUGAACAUGAUGGAGGCAGCAGCAUCAGAGCCCUCUCUUGACCUAGAUAAUCUGAAACUGUUGGAGCUGAUUGGCCGGGGUCGAUAUGGAGCAGUAUAUAAAGGUUCCUUGGAUGAACGUCCAGUUGCUGUAAAAGUGUUUUCAUUUGCAAACCGUCAAAAUUUUAUUAACGAGAAGAACAUUUACAGAGUGCCUUUGAUGGAACAUGACAAUAUUGCUCGCUUUAUAGUUGGCGAUGAGAGAGUCACUGCAGAUGGGCGCAUGGAGUAUUUGCUUGUGAUGGAGUAUUAUCCCAAUGGAUCUCUAUGCAAGUAUUUGAGUCUCCAUACAAGUGACUGGGUAUGCUCUUGCCGUCUGGCUCAUUCUGUGACUAGAGGACUGGCUUUUCUUCACACAGAAUUACCACGGGGAGAUCAUUAUAAACCUGCAAUUUCCCAUCGAGAUUUAAACAGCAGAAAUGUCCUGGUGAAAAAUGAUGGAACCUGUGUUAUCAGUGACUUUGGUUUGUCCAUGAGGCUGACUGGAAAUAGACUGGUGCGCCCAGGGGAAGAAGAUAAUGCAGCUAUAAGUGAGGUUGGCACAAUCAGAUAUAUGGCACCAGAAGUGCUAGAAGGAGCUGUGAACCUGAGGGACUGUGAAUCAGCUUUGAAACAAGUAGACAUGUAUGCACUUGGACUAAUCUAUUGGGAGAUAUUUAUGAGAUGUACAGACCUCUUCCCAGGUGAAUCUGUACCAGAAUACCAGAUGGCUUUUCAGACAGAAGUUGGAAACCAUCCCACUUUUGAGGAUAUGCAGGUUCUUGUGUCUAGGGAAAAACAGAGACCCAAGUUCCCAGAAGCCUGGAAAGAAAAUAGCCUGGCAGUGAGGUCACUCAAGGAGACAAUCGAAGACUGUUGGGACCAGGAUGCAGAGGCUAGGCUUACUGCACAGUGUGCUGAGGAGAGGAUGGCUGAACUUAUGAUGAUAUGGGAAAGAAACAAAUCUGUGAGCCCAACAGUCAAUCCUAUGUCUACUGCUAUGCAGAAUGAGCGCAACCUGUCACAUAACAGGCGUGUGCCAAAAAUUGGCCCUUAUCCAGAUUAUUCUUCUUCCUCAUACAUUGAAGACUCCAUUCAUCACACUGACAGCAUUGUGAAAAAUAUUUCCUCUGAGCAUUCGAUGUCCAGCACACCUUUGACUGUAGGGGAAAAGAACCGAAACUCAAUUAAUUAUGAACGACAGCAAGCACAAGCUCGAAUCCCCAGCCCUGAAACAAGUGUCACCAGCCUGUCCACGAACACAACCACCACAAACACCACAGGCCUCACUCCAAGUACUGGCAUGACCACUAUAUCUGAGAUGCCAUACCCAGAUGAAACAAAUCUGCAUGCCACAAAUGUUGCACAGUCAAUUGGGCCAACCCCUGUCUGCUUACAGCUGACAGAAGAAGACUUGGAGACCAACAAGCUAGACCCAAAAGAAGUUGAUAAGAACCUCAAGGAGAGCUCUGAUGAGAAUCUCAUGGAGCAUUCUCUUAAACAAUUCAGUGGGCCAGACCCACUGAGCAGUACCAGUUCUAGCUUGCUUUACCCACUCAUAAAGCUUGCAGCAGAAGUGACUGGACAGCAGGACUUCACACAGGCUGCAAAUGGUCAAGCAUGUUUAAUUCCUGAUGUUCCACCUGCUCAGAUCUAUCCUCUCCCCAAGCAACAGAACCUUCCUAAGAGACCUACCAGUUUGCCUUUGAACACCAAAAAUUCAACAAAGGAGCCCCGGAUAAAAUUUGGCAGCAAGCACAAAUCAAAUUUGAAACAAGUAGAAACUGGAGUUGCCAAGAUGAAUACAAUCAAUGCAGCAGAACCUCAUGUGGUGACAGUCACCAUGAAUGGUGUGGCAGGUAGAAACCACAAUGUUAAUUCCCAUGCUGCCACAGCCCAGUAUGCCAAUGGGGCAGUACCAUCUGGCCAGACAGUCAACAUAGUGGCACAUAGGGCCCAAGAAAUGCUGCAGAAUCAAUUUAUUGGUGAGGACACCCGAUUGAAUAUUAAUUCCAGUCCUGAUGAGCAUGAACCUUUAUUGAGACGAGAGCAACAGGCUGGCCAUGAUGAAGGUGUUCUGGAUCGUCUCGUGGACAGAAGGGAACGGCCACUAGAAGGUGGCCGAACUAAUUCCAAUAACAACAAUAGCAAUCCAUGUUCAGAACAAGAUGUUCUUACACAGGGUGUUCCAAGCACAGUAGCAGAUCCUGGGCCAUCAAAGCCCAGAAGAGCACAGAGGCCUAAUUCUCUGGAUCUUUCAGCCACAAACAUCCUAGAUGGCAGCACUAUGCAGAGUGAGUCAACACAAGAAGGUAAAUCAGGAUCAGGUGAAAAGAUCAAGAAACGUGUGAAAACUCCCUAUUCUCUUAAGCGGUGGCGCCCCUCUACAUGGGUUAUCUCCACUGAACCACUGGACUGUGAGGUCAAUAAUAAUGGCAGUGACAGGGCAGUUCAUUCCAAAUCCAGCACUGCUGUUUAUCUUGCAGAAGGAGGCACUGCCACAACCAUGGUGUCUAAAGAUAUAGGAAUGAACUGUCUGUGAAAUGUUUUCAAGCCUACGGAGUGAAAUUAUUUUUUUGCAUCAUUUAAACAUGCAGAAGACAUUUUUUUAAAAAACUGCUUUAUCCUUCUGUCAGCACCCAGUCCCACCCCUGCAACAAGGACUUGCUUUAAAUAGAUUUCAGCUAUGCAGAAAAAUUUAGCUUAUGCUUCCAUAUUUUUAAUUUUUUUUUUUACGUUUUGCACUUUUGUUUAGUCUCGUUAUAGUUAUAUUUGUCUGUUAUGACCACAAAAUUAUAUGUGUGUGUAUCAAAAGUGGUCUCAAAUAUUUUUUUAAGAAAAAAAAGCAAAAACAAUGUAUUGCUGAUAAUCAGUUUGGACCGGUUUCUAAAGGUCAUUAAAACAAAAACAAAUUAUGACAGGUUUGACUGCAGUGAUGUCUGGUAUCCAUGUUUUAUUUCUGGGCACAAGCUAGUUUAUAUGUUGAUCAUGUUCCUGAACAUAUUAGCUUUUGGAUAUUCUUUUCUCUUGUGUUGUGUUUGAAUGUGCAAUAGUCUGUAGGCCACAAAUAAGCUUUCUUGUAGGCUCUCUUCCUAGCAGGGUACACAUUCUUCCAUAAUAUGAACAUUUUUCUCCCCCAUCUCCCAUAUUUUGUAGGUCAGCUCUAUGACAGUGAAUUUUGCAAAGGAGAAAGCAGCUAUCUGAUUUUUUGCUUUCUCUCUCUUUAUCAUGGAGAAUGCAGAAACAUUGUCUCAAAGGGCUCUAAAGAAGGAACUACCAAAACCUAAUUUGAAAUGCCAUUUCUCUUGACCUUCCAAAAUUCUGAACAUUUCCUUCCGGGCAUUUUAAUAAACAUAUUUGGUUCUGGUUUUGGAAGUUUGUAAGAGAGCAUAGAACAAAAUGCAAGAAAUAAAAUAUUAGCCUUUUUUCAUUUUAUUUUUUAUGUAUGUUCAUGUUCCAUAUUCAUUUAUUUAAGAAAUGCAUUUUUAUCAGAAAACUUACAGAGCUAUACUUAUAUGGAAUUUUUAAGUAGGUAGAUGGUUAAGACAAUGUAGUGUUAUAUCUUUCAUUCUCUGAAUAAACCAUCUUUGACUCAAAUAAAAUUACACUUCCUGUUUAUUAUAACUUCAAAAGUAAUUUAUAGUUUUGAACCUGUAGUAUCUUAUUCUGUUCCCAAGGAAAGCCUGGUGACUUUAUCUGAAAACGUUCCUCUUCCCAUGACCUAAAAACACUGUGUGGAAAAAUCAUUCAACUGGCAUGCCAAAUCCCUGUGAAAGGAAGGAUUGCUGCCAAAUCUACCUUUUUUGAGCAGACUGAGACUUAACCUCUUUACAAAACUGUGUUUUUUCUUGCUAAUUCUAUUUUUAUAAUUUCUUCUUUUUCCAGUUUUUCACAUGACUUUUGAUAUGUGAGCAGCAUUUAUUAUUUAUAUUAUAUUAGAGUAUACCUUUUAGUGAUGUCCUUGAAAUCAUUUUUUAAAGGUUCCUUUGCUGCUUUUGUUACUAAUUAUCUUCUUUAGAAUAACAACCUCUACAUGUUUUUUUAAAAUGAAGCACUUUCUGUCAAAUAAGGAAUUUUUCUUCUAAACACAAAUUAUUUUCUAUAAUUUGCAAACAAUGAUGAUCUCACUUGUUUUAUUUUUUUCAGAUUCUCAGAGUACUUAAUAGACAUUAUCUAAUUAAGUUCUAAGAUUUUUCUGGGAGAUAAAAAGUUAAGAGGAAAACACAAUCCCCAGUUUCCUGAUUUAAGUUUUUAUUUCCUGAACGAUAUUUUCUCAAUCCUACUUCUCUGUCUUCAUCAUUUAGCUAAAGAAAACCUAAAUUUCCCAAUUUGAUGUCCUAAAUAUUUAGUGACUGACAAGCCUUCUCUUGUUUGCUCUCUGCUAUGAUCUUAUGAUUUAGAUGUUACAACAUUUACCAUUUAUUCAGCUGGAUUGCUGAACACAGUUCUGAAUUCUUAAAAUUAAGAUUAUUUUACUAGUGCCCAGGAUUUCCUCCUUUUAUAUUUUAUUGGCCCUUCUCUUGAUUCAGACCCUCAACAAAUAUCACUCUUGUGGCAUAUAAUUUUUUCAAAUAGCUAUUAUUCUCUUAUUUCUGUAAUAAAUUAUUUGUCUUUCCCAGUAAAUUUUCUCACUUAGUUCUCUUGCCUUUAAAUGUCUUUCAAAUGCAUUUCAGGAUAUUUGUUUCAGACAUUUGUUCAACAACUUUAAAUCGAAAUAAAUUAUAUUUUUGUUCUCCAAUUUGAAGCAUUGAGGAUAAAGGACCAUUUGAGGUCUAACUGAUCUCUUCCUGUCAAAAGAAGAGUUAUCUUAGUUCUGCUAUACUUUGUAUCGGGGCCAAUUGAUUGUAAGUUUUCCAGCAUUUUUUAAUGUUUAAUAAUAAAACGCUUUAAAAAAUUAAUAUACCAAAUUAAAAGAACUUUGUAUAGUUUCCCAUUCCAUGCAAGCAUGUUUUAAACAAAUAAUUUCCUUUCCCCAGUUUUUUUUAGUAGACUCUUGAAAAAGUAGGAAAGGUAGAAAGUGUAGAUCUCUUUAAUAAAUUUUAAAUUGUACAUCAGACUUUUAGAAUCUAUUUGUAAUAUGCAAGCAAGCAACAUCACUUUAAAUGACUUAUAUUACUUACUUACUAAUAAAUGUUAAUUAAAGCUGAUAUUUAACUGCUAUAACAAAGUUUUGCAUGUAGGAAGGUAUUUGGGUCCUUUUGAAUAAAAGGCUCUUCAAUUAAAAAAUAUUAAAAUUCAUCUCACUGGAUAGUAAUGUAACCUUAAAAGGAUUAUAACAGAUAUUCAAAGUCUAUAUUAGUUCCUAAUUGUAUACUAGAAUUAAGGCAUUGAAAGAACUUGAUUUGAAUCAUGUUAAAACAAAAAUGAUUUAAAUAUAAAUUCUAAAAACUUUUUCUAAAUGCAUAACUGGAAAAAAGCACUGUUAUCUGUGUAGAAAAUUAUGACAAGGAACAUAAUAAAUGCUGGGAUGUAUAUAUGCUAUUAAUCCUCACAGCAACCAUAUGAGCAUUAAAGUUAAUGUUUCCACUUUACAGAUGAGGUAACUGAAGCUAAGAGAAGCUAAGUAAUUUGCCCAAGGUCCACAUCUAGCAAUUAACAAAUCUGGGAUUUUAUCCCGGGUCUGCCUCUCUACACCUCUUUUAUCCACACCUUACCGCCUUCAUGCUGUAUGACAGGAUGUGUAAUGUGUUGACAUUUUGUAAGAAAUUCAGUCAUUACACUCCAACACAAUUGUGGUUUGUAUAUAAGCCAAACCAGAUACCUUAAUGAUUUUAGAAGUUAGACAUGCCUACACAUCUUAUGUUCGCCUAUGCGGAUUGUUGCUUGAGAAAUAAUUUCUGAUUCAAGGCAAAAUUCAAUCCUACAUUUGCCAUUAUGAAUCUUAAAAUCAUUUUACUUCACUCCUAAUGUUUAUUCUUAUAUUAUAGAACUAAAGAUAAAGUAAAUUUUAAGGGAAAAGUGAAGGCAACUUUUGGGAACAGACACUUUUUCUAUAUUGAUUCUAUACUAGAUUUGGAGGAAUUAAUUUAACAUAAAAGUUCAGUCUCAUCAAUCCUUUGACUCCAUUUUCAAAGUUUAUGCUUUUAGUCACUUUAGAAAAUUUACUAAUUACUAAUUUAAAUUUACUAAUUCACUAAAAAUUUACUAAUAAAGAACUAAUUUGGAUAGGAUGUAGGAAGUAUGCAAGGAUAAUGUCCUUUUUACAAAGCAGAUUUGUAUAGCUUCCUUACACGUAUCCACUUGCUCGAGAAAAUGUACAUUGGUUGAAUGUGAAAAUAAUUAUAGAGAGUUGAGAAAACUAAAGUAUGUGUUUUAGUGGGAAUUAUCGUAAAAUUUGGCAAGUAUUUUUGUUUAAAAUAUUUUCAGAUUUGGCUUCUAAAGCCCAGUGGAAUACCUGGUAGGCCGUAGCUAUUAUACUGAACUUUCCAGGCUCUAAAUCUCUCUCAAAAGUCAUUUAAAAUGGAAAAAUAUUUCAGUAAACCUUUUGUUUCCUUUUUUCCUAUUUAUGGACAUGAAUAUUUUAUUGAAGGUAGUUAACUCCUAGAACUUGAGAUCACAUUAUAUUUUUAUACAACAUUUUAUAAAUUUGUGUUGAACCUAUUACCAGUUAUAAGCAGGUUAUUACAUAACUAUUCACGGAGUAAUAUUGCUUUAUUUAUUACUUUAUCUUCCCAGCUAACUCCUUAAAGGUAGAAUCUGCACACACGCUAGUUGAUUAUCUAGACCAGUCAUUCUAGAAAUUGUGUAACACUUCCACAUAUACUACAAGAGUCUUUUCAGACUGAGAUGUUUCUAAAUACUUAUAUUGUUACUGACAGUUUACUCUUCCGCAGAUGAAGUUGCAUUUUAACUUUUAGAUUAUGAACUAUGCAAUCUUUACUCAAAACUACCUUGCAUGAUCCCCUCCUAUGCUCUUUGAUUAAGUAAAUCUGGCAGAUCAUUGUUUGAGCUAUUGUUACACAAAAGCUAUUAUCAAAAGAAGGCUUUUCUACAAGUUUCCAGAUUAACAACAAGAAAAAGGAAAUCACAGGGCACUGCCACUCGUGCACCUAUCCAUUACUUUCUUUAAAUCACCUCAUAGUUAUGUCUGACUUUAUCUAUCCCUCCCUUAUCUGACUUGCAACUUCUGUGUCAGGAAAGUUUUCUUCAUAUUUAGUCUGUACCUCCUGUUUCAUUUUAAAUCCAUUUCUCUUACCCAGUAGGAAAAAAAGAGAGCAGUUGGUCAUCCGACAUUUUUAUUUUUCAGUAUGCUUCUGGCUUCUCAAUUAACAUUUAAGUCUCAAUUCUUCAGACAAAAUUGCUUAGUUCCUUUAGCUUUUUCUCCUCAGUCCUAUUUUAAUAACUUUAUUUAUAUUUAAGAACACAUAAAAUUAUAUUUUGUUAUAUUCAAAUUCAUUAGUCUGGUUAAGUAAUAGUUCAAUAGUUUGAUAGAAUUGAGAGUUAAGAUGUUACCAUUUGACCAUGGAUUCAACCAUCAGACUACCAUCAAAUUAGCACUUAAUUUUUGUAUUAUCUAACAUUUUCUAUUAAAUUGUGGAGUUUUAUGAUUUUAUAUUCUCAUUAGUUAUAAUUUAAAAGCCAUGCAUACAGAAUUGUAUAGCAUUUUACCAUUAAAUUUUUUAACCUUUAUUGCAGCAUGCUUAGUGUUAUGAUUGAGCCAUGACAAUGUUUUACAUAUUUUUUGUAUCAAAUAUUGUAUUAAACAUUAAAUGCAAGAUCAGCUUUCAAACGCAAAUUCUAAAUUAAUCAGGUAUUAUAUGUGAACAUUUUUGUAGACCACUUUUGAAAUGCUUAUUGUUUUGCAACAUUAACUGGACUGUAACAACUUUCAUUUAACUUUUAAGUGACUGAUUAAAGUUGAGUGUUCAUGCAUAUAAAGAAAAAUUUAGAAAUUUAUCUCAUGGCAGAUACAUUUGAAAGUAAAUACUUAAGAAGAAUUUAUACUGUAUAUCAAAAUUGUGCCCCCAAAUAAAUCUUGUAUCUUAAUAUUUUCAAUUCUGUUAUUACUGUGAUGUUUGUAUUGUUACUAUAAGCAUUGUGAACAUGCACGUUCAUUUUUAAAACUUAAUUUGAAACCCAGAUUUAAAAAAAUCUGGGAAAGAGAGAAGGAACCUUUAGAACUAAAACAUUAUUAGGGCGUCCAGUUUAUGAUUGAAUUUUGAAGCAAAUUACUGUUUUUGAAACUACAACUUGAUUUUUUUUUUUUUUUUUUUUUUUUUUAGUUUUAAAAGGUAACACAUGGAUUUUUUUUCCAUUUUACUUGUACUUUUAGAUUUUAGAAACAUCUUCACGUUUUAUAUUCACUAUACACAUAAUAUUACUUAAAAACUCAGGGCCCUUUUCAUCCCUUUGUACACUGAAAAAGUUCAAUUGGUAGCAAACAAGCAAUUGAGUUGAAUAAGUGUUUGUUACACAGUUUACUUAAUGUUUCAUCUUAUUAUUUGACUUCACAUAGACAUGAUAUCAGAUUUCAUUAAUCAUAAGAACUUGCCCAGUUAUAUAAUUACUGAAUAGAGGGAAUGAUUCAACUAAUUGGCUAUACGUUGCAGUAAAUUUACACCUUAGAACUGAAGCACUGACUUAAAACCAUUUCUGUUCUAUGGUUAAAAGGCUAUACAUGAUGGGACAAAUCAUUUUAUUUUGUUUUGUUUUUUAAUAAGAGAACUUAGUGAAGUAGUUCCUCUGAGAUAGAAUUUUCUCAAGAGGUAAUUUAACAUUAUAAAAUUUCUCCUAAAAAUGAACUAAUGAGUUUAUAGCUUUAGUAAUUAAUAGCUUGGAUGGUUUUGAGAUGGUAACCUAUAGUAAACUAUCACAUUACCACAGCCAAACAGAAUUGUUCUUUGAAUCAGACAAAGUCAAGCUCUAAAUUGGGAUGCUGUGUACUUAAAAUCCUAGCAGUUAUUUGUGACCAGUCUCUUGUCUCAGGCUCUCCACAUUAUUACCAAUCUUCUUAAGUAUGUAAAGGAAACAUUUUUAAAGAAGCUUAACAGUAAGAAAACUAAAUUACUAAAAGAUGCAAUUCAAAGAUAGUUAAGACCUGGUUUAACAUUAAAUUGCUUGACUUCCGUGGCUUUUCUUUUUCUGGUCACAUUUAUUUAUUUAAGCAACUUUUGUAUGCCUCCUCAUUUUGCUUCCACAGAGAUUGUAUUGUAUAAGUGUUCAUGUAAGCUGGAAUCAUCCUUAGUUUUUCUGUUGAUAUUUUUUUUUCAAAUGAAGAUACAUGGAUAAUUGUAAAAUACACUAACACUUAGGGUGUUGUAGUAGCUGAAACAUGGAGAUGUGUAACUGCCAUACUCUUUCUGAAUGGACAGGAGAAAUAAACUACAGAGUAUUCAUUUCUGAGGAUGAUUUUCUGGAAAAAAAGGCUGAAAAAUAUUGGCGCUUCCUCAGAACCCUCUUUCUUGUUAACGGGUAUCUUUUGUUGGUGUGUUUUGCUCGUACAUUACAGAUAGAAUAUCAUAUAUGAAUUUAUGAAUAAUUACUUUUAGUUAUUUUGCUUUUGUAUAAGCCGUCUGAGACCUUGCUAUGCUGUAUAAGUUGUGUUUGAUGGAUCAGUGUGAGUAUGAUAUAAAGCAUAUCACUUUUCUUUUGUAUUAUCUAUGGAUGCCACUAUGAAAGCUGACAUUAAGCCACUAAAGAGUUUUCUAUGAAUAAGUGUAAGUAAAUGCUUUGAUAUAUAUAAACCUAAAUAAAAAGAUUGUAUUGAUAUAGAGAUGUUGGAGAAGGAGAUUUUAAGACAGUUCUUUAGGUUUAAAAAAGGCUUGCUGUAAAACGGUGCAUUAUUCCAUCUAUUAAAGAUCAUAUUAAUGACAACA